AUGAGCAGAAACGCUCUCCCACGCGAGCGAGGAAGGAAAAGGGAGAUGCUCAGGGAGGCGGAGGACGCGACGGAGAGAGGCAGGGAAGAACAAGCGCGGGGGGCGACCGAGACAGAGAAAGGACGCGAAGAAGACGGAUCACAGAAGAAGGCGAGGACGAAAUCUGGAGGGAAAAGAGGAAAGAAGGAGAGUAAGAGCCUGUCGUCAGCUGCGGAACAGAGAGACGAACAUGGAGAGACACCCACUGCGGCGAGUCUUCAACCUGUUCAGGAGACUGGCAGCCACGCCAAGCAGAAGAAAGACGAAAACACGCCCCGCUCGUCCGGCUCCUACCUGUCUGCUUCCCCGGCAACGGAGGCUGCGUCCGAUAAGGAAAAGGGGAAAAAGCGAGAAAGCGUGAAAAAAUCAAAAAGGAAAGACGUCAUCUUCGAUCCCAAGGAGGCGUGGCGUGAGUUUCUCACGUCCUCAAUAAAUCAAAUUGCGACUUUCUCAGCGCGAGAGGAGCGGUGCAAAGAACGCGGAGCGGCGGGGGGCAGAGAUGGCGUAUCGACUGCUGAUGAGGUUCGCGUUGUCGUCACGAACUGUGAUGAGCUGGAAGCCCUACUUCAAUCCCAGUUUGUCGUCUCCUCUGCCUUCCGCUCCCCUUCCCCGACCCCCCGUAAUUCUGCGCUUCCCUCCACUUCUCUAUCUCCUCUCUCUUCUCUCUCUCUCGACGCGUCUACAUCUCUCCCUGCUUUCGCUCGAUCCUCCGUGUCGCCGGCUGUUUCUUCGUUCCUCGCCCCUCCUGCCUCGCUCUGCACUUUGCUCUGUCUGUUUGAAGAUGGCACGACCACAACGCGAUCCUCCAAGCGUCUGACAGAAGCACGGUAUUUGAACCGAACUUACCGCUCUCGAUUUCCGGAGCCUGUCGCUUUUCUCCUCUCUCUCGCGUAUGCGCCGCCAGGCGAGCCGACCCUGCACUCCCCGUGCAGAGCCGAAGGAGAGACAGGAGAUGCGCCGCAAAGCGGAAGACGACGGGACGGAAGGGAGGGAGGACCCGGAGAGAAAGGAGCUGACUUGGUUCUGGCGAACAGAAAAACAGAUACAGACGAAGACCAAGACGGGGGAUGUCGAGAAAGGACAAUCACGCACUUUAGGUGGUUGCAUGUCCUUCUCCCCUGCAAUGCUCGUCUCUUUGGAGACACUCGGUCGCUCCUGCGCCUCCCCGACGCGUCACCUGCGUUUCCGUCCUCUUCGUCGGAUUCCACGCCGUCUUGCUGUCCUUCUGGACCUCGCUUUGCUCGCGAGGAGAAAGAGUUGACAGAGAAGAUAUGGGAGACUGUGCGUCUUUUGGCCCAUGUUGAGGGUCUGAUGCUGCGAAGCGGCGGCCCGACCUUCUGCUUCUCUGCCCAGGACACGUUGCGCCCGCUCCUUCAGAGAUUUCCAAAGGAUGUUUUAGGUUUCCGCACUCUCCUCGACGGGAGCUUGGUGCACUGGCUGCUCCACCCGGACGACCCAGUCGAUACUGCCAAACCCGGGGCACUUGAGCAAUGCGUGCUGCUCAAUGAAAUGGAGGCGAAGCAAGUGAACCCGAACUUCUCCCUCCCUUCUUCGCCGCCCUCGCUCCUUUCCCUGCCUUCGUCUCUUCUUGUAACGGGGACGUCGAGGGACUGCCCUCGCGAUUUAGCUCCUCGAAAUGGAAAACGAGAAAACGACAGCGAAGAAGGAAACGACGGAGGCGAGAUUGAGACUCCGAGCUUGGAGAGAGCAGACGAUCUGGCUGCCGAAGCGGAGGAGACCAAAGAGGCAGGUGUGAAAGAGAAGAAGAAAGGCAAGGCAGACAAAGCGACGCGUCAAGCGAAAGAAGGGGACGUGCUGGAGGUCUCAGAUCCGCGUUUGGCAGCCUUCAAGGAGCAACUUGAGUUGGUUGCUGAAGACAAGGGGGCUUCUGGUGUGUCGUCCACUUCCAGUUUCCACUGGUCCAGAAUCUUCCACGACGCGAUUCUUCUCGCUCGCCUCUCUCUCGCUUCUCGCCACCUCCUUCGAUGCCACCAACUUGUCCAACCUCUCCUAACGCAGGAGAUCCCCAUGGCGUCUCUGCUCGCCCUUCUCGACGUGACGGGCAUCGCCAUUCAACCGCACUGCCACGAACAACUCAAGUCUGCCUUGGACGAGGCCCUCGUGGCGGUCGAGAAAGAAGUGAAUCGGACUGCGGGAACGUCGUCUGUUCAAGUGUCCUCGCCGGCGCAACUCUCCAACUUGCUGUUUGACCAUCUAGCUUUGCCCUUGCCUGCGCGAACCUUCGCCGCGGUUCGAGGGAAUCGACCGAGGCGCGCCGCAAAGAGGACCCUUGCGAGGUCCACUGCCGAAGAAAUCCUUCAGGAGAUCGUGGACCUACAUCCGGUCGUUCCUCUGAUUCAAAAUUUCAGAUCUUUGGCGAAGCUGAGGUCGACGUACUUGGAGAGCACGGCUGCCCUCUCCUUGUCUUCGUCUUCUUCUCUGAGUGCACCUGAAGGGGCAUCUUUCAAAGUUGCAUUCAAACUCUAUGACGAAGUUCCGGCAGGCGAGGCAGAUGUGCACAGAAACGAGAGGAAGGGGAAAGCGAAGGACGGAGAGGAAAACUCGGAAGGAAGCAUCUCACUAGCCGACGCUGCGCGCGACUAUCCCGCUCUCUAUCCGACGAAACACCCACGAGUGUUCACGCGAUGGAACCAGACGCGCACAGUGACAGGCCGGCUCUCUUCGUCAUAUCCAAAUCUCCAGAAUAUCCCUAAGGUAAUGGUCCUUCCGUCUCUCUCUUCCCUCACAUCGUCCUCUUCGUCUUGCUCUUCCUCUUCGCCCUCUUCUGAUGUCUCUCCUUCGUCUCCGUCUUCGAGUCGCUUGCGUUACACUCUACCGAAAACGGUGAACUGCCGUGAGGCCUUCCGCGAUGAUGUCCAAGAUGGAUCAGCUGUUGUCGUUGCUGCGGACUACGCCCAGAUUGAAAUGCGUCUUCUGGCCCAUUUUUGCGGUAAAGGGCCUCUCCAGUCGCUGCUGACGGGACGCGACACGCGAGAAGCACGGGGCAGUGCUCCCGACGACGAAAGUGAAACCAGUAAAGAACCCAUUGAUCUCUACAGAGAAAUGGCCGCCUUAUAUGCGGAGAUCCCACCCAGCCAGGUGACAAAAGAACUCCGCGACAAAGUAAAGGUCACCUGUCUCGCUCUCAUCUACGGGAGUGGCACGUGCACAAUUGCGAGGCAAAUGAACAUAUCCUUGGCUGCUGCUUCGGCCUUUCGAUCCAAGUUUCUUUUCGUGUUCCCGGAUGUGUCGCACUUUAUUCGGAGCAUCGUUGCCAAGGGCCGAGAAGACGGCUUCGUCACCACGCUCACAGGAAGACGGAGGUACAUUCCAGAAGCGAAAAGCAACAGCAGUCACGUGAGGGCUUUAGGCGAGCGUCUCAGUGUCAACAGUUGCAUUCAAGGAUCCGCAAGCGAUAUCAUGAAAAUAGCCAUGAUGAGACUCCAAGCUGAACUGCUCUCCUUCCCAUGGGACCCCCACGCGCUUCCUCCUCGAGUUCUUCUAUCUGUCCACGACGAACUUGUUAUGCACUGCUCUCUAAAGCACCUGCAACCUCUCUCAAAGAUGAUCAGAAAGUGUCUCACAGAAAACAUGCCUGUUGAUGUCCCUCUUGACGUCUCCAUCAGCGCUGGCCCCACCUGGGGAACGCUGACGAAACUUGCUGUUUAA
Messenger RNA from Neospora caninum, 3708 nucleotides. RefSeq lists its product as hypothetical. The record is from RefSeq and is a predicted model, not a curated record. Gene Ontology annotation, biological process: DNA-templated DNA replication; double-strand break repair. The transcript has 13 exons. Gene Ontology annotation, molecular function: DNA binding; DNA-directed DNA polymerase activity. NCBI's taxonomy places the organism in Eukaryota, Apicomplexa, Conoidasida, Eucoccidiorida, Sarcocystidae. The coding region runs from base 1 to 3708 and encodes 1235 amino acids.